GGGUAGGAGGCCAGGGGAAAGACAGGGGAGGGCCAGGGGAAGACAGGGUAGGAGGCCAGACAGGGGUAGGAGGGCCAGAGGGGAAGACAGGGGUAGGAGGGGCCAGGGGGGAAGACAGGGGGGAGGCCAGGGGAAGACAGGGGUAG
Messenger RNA from Homarus americanus (American lobster), 146 nucleotides. Its product is annotated as nucleolin 1-like. NCBI's taxonomy places the organism in Eukaryota, Metazoa, Arthropoda, Malacostraca, Decapoda, Nephropidae. The record is from RefSeq and is a predicted model, not a curated record. The transcript is spliced from 2 exons. The annotation marks the transcript as partial.